Molecule: messenger RNA, 7916 nt
Organism: Aethina tumida (small hive beetle)
Lineage: Eukaryota; Metazoa; Arthropoda; Insecta; Coleoptera; Nitidulidae
Product: centromere-associated protein E-like
Exons: 17
Coding region: 81-7679 (2532 amino acids)
Molecular function (GO): DNA binding
Source: RefSeq, a predicted model, not a curated record
UUGACGUUUGUGCGAUGUUUGCAAACAUGAAGUAAUCGUUUAAUUUUAAAUUUUGUGCAUUUUGUGUGUUAGUUUUAAUCAUGGACGAAGAUUCGCCAGAGACGGUUGAAGCUACGGCUUUGGCACCAAAAAAAGAAACAGAAUCGGGGAACUUAAAUAGCACCGAUUCGUCUCUUUCAUUGUCGAUUACACCGCCUAUUUUAGACGAUGAUGGUACAGAGAACAAAGUCAAUUCAGACAGUAUCUCUGAACAUAUUUCCACUGAAAGUAACAGCAUUGAAAAUGAUAGAUCUUUUCAGGAGAUUGAAAUAGAUAAUCAGCCUUUUUUGAAUUUACUGUCUAAUGACGGCGUUCAUUUGUCUCAGGAAACAAAUCCUUUUUCAUUAAAUGACAGUGAACACAGUUUGAAUUUAAAGAAUAGUAGUGGCACUGAAAGAGUGCAAAGCAUAUUAGAUGAAAUUUUAAAUAAUAGCCAGUUUAAUGACUCCAGUUCUGUGACCAAUUCCAAAGAGGAAAGCUUGAAUAUCUUUGCCAAUCUUGAUUUGGACGACAAAAGCUUGACUCUUGGUUACAAACCCACAAAUGAAACCAGUUUAAAUGAAAGAAACUUGUACUUGCCUUUAAAAAGUGAAACAGAUACAUAUGGUGAUGUUUUUAAAAAAAUUAAAGAUUUGGAAGAAAUUGUUGAUAUUAAAGAUACAACAAUUGCAGCUUUGACCAGUGAAUUAGACUCUUAUAGAGAAAUGAGCAAUCCAAAUACUAUGAGCAUGGUUUCUACCACAGAAUAUAAACAACUACAAGAGGAAUGCCAUAAUAAGCUUUUGGAAUACAGUAAUGCUAUUAUUGUUAAAAAUGAUCUAAUACAACAGUUGACUGAAUCUUUGGACCAAUCAGUGGUGGAAAGAAAACUGUUGCUGAGCCAGAUUGAAAAUUUUAAAGAUGAAAUUGCUCAAUUACAAAUACAACUUCAAGAAACCACAGAAAUGGUCAAAAACCAUUCUUGUGACAUUAAGACUGAAUCAAAAGAAUCUAGUCCAAAGCUUGCUCAAGAAUUAGUUACUUCAGUAUUACCAGUAGAUAUAGAUUAUUUAAACAUUGAAAGCAAAUUAAAUGUAGAACAGUUAGAGUUGUUUAAUGUUAUUAAGAAUAAAGUUGAUCAGUAUGUUAUUGAGAAAGUUACUGAAAAGAAAAAGGUGUAUGAACAGGAAAUACAAGAAUUAAAGGGAAAAAUGUCUUCAGAAAAAGAAGAAUAUGAUCAAGAAAUUAAAAGAUUAAGAGAUUUAUUGGCUAAUAUUAAAUGCGGCUCAACGGAAAUUAUGGAAUUGAAAAAUGAACUUGAAGCCAAAUAUUCUAAAGAAGUAGAGGAACUAAGGACAUACUUUGAGAAAAAAUGCUCAGACCUAGAAAAAAAUUAUUCAGAGGAAAUUUUCAGUCAGCAUAGUCGUAAAAUGUCCGGCAGCUCAAUCUCAGAAAAUGAACUCAAUUCAGAUGUGUUCUUCACCCCAGCCCCUGGACCAGGAGGAGACGUUCCAAACCCCUUCCUUACCAAAAAAGACAUUUUAAAACUAAAAAGUGAGCUCGAAAACAUGUUAGAUACGAUCUCUAAUUGUGACUUGGAAACCCUCAACGACGACGAUUUGAAAAGAUUACGCGAGGACUUCAAGAAAUGUCCUAUCAACAACGUGAUCCGCUACGAUUUGACCAAUAUCCGAUUGGAUUUGCAGAACAAGUACCACGCAGAAUUGGAGAUCAUGAACGAACAACACGAGAACACGAUCGACAUGAUGAACGUGGAGUUUGAAAAGAAGUUGAAGGAGACGGAGGAAGAAUUGAUGAAGGUCAAAUCACAAGUUCAAGUUUACAACGUGUCAUCAUCGGUUCAGGAAGUGGCGAGCUCGGGAGAGUUCGAGAUUAACGAGGUCGUGGAGAGUUACGAGAGACGUUUACAGGAGCAGGUAACCUUGGCCAAAAUCGACAUCAUCUCCGCUUUGGAGAAUCAAAUACAGCGUUUGGUGGCGAACGAAGCGGAGGAUGAGGCGUGGCCUUCGGAACUGUUGCAGCUUCGCGAUCGCUUCACUGACAAAUACGAAAGACAAAUCUCACAACUCCGUGACGAACACGAGUCAGAAGUGGCUAAACUAAAGGAGGAACAUCUUAAGCAAUUAAACAGCGCGUUAGAACGCGCAAGAAGGCGAAGCUUGAGAGACAGCGACAAUCUUAACAAAGGCGAACUUGAGCUGUUAAAAGAACGAGAUGUGCUCAAAAACCAAACAGUUUCCCUGCGACAUUUAUUAGGAGAGUUGCUUAAGUACUUCACGGAGUGCGAGGACGAAUUGAACAACACUCUUGUGGAUGAAUUGUUGAAGCAAGGCUUUGAAAGGAAUUUGACUCAACUAGAGGAAGAACUGUUAAACGAUUCGUCGAACUCGAGCAGGACCGAUAGCAGUUACGUGAGACGUGUACACAUCACUCCGAAUUUCGGCGACAUUCUUAAUCUGAUUGAAAACAAAGCCGGUCAGUAUGAAUCCGUUGAUGUGAUCUCGCUGGAUCUGCGCAACGAAUUGGGCCAAUGUCUGGAGAAGUUGAAACAAGACGCCAACGCCAUCCUCGCCCUUACUUCAAUUCCCAGGGAUGAGAAAAUUGACAAUUCACCUAGGAAAACUCUAGAGGAGAAAGUCACGUCGUUAACCAGACAGUUGAUAAGCGAGACUCAGGCAAAGGACAAACUCAAGGACGAGCUUGAAGAGAUGACCAGCGUUCUGCAGUCGAUAGAGAAAGAGAAGGACAAUCUUGAGGCUCAGCUCGAGCAAAUCGUGCUCAAGGACAACGUGUUGGAGGAGGAGCUCGUUAAGGCAAGGGACAAAAUAGCUGAAUUGAUCGAAAAUGGGCAUAAAGAAAUCGUUUCUGUUGGUUACGGCGAUUGUGGACAACAAGGAAUAGGUGAUACGAUGCAGACUUUGCUGGACCUUCAAGACAAAGCAAGAAAUGUUCUAUCCAACUCCAGAACAAGUGCUGAUCCACUUUUACUCGGACUGAUCGAAGAUCUGUGCCAAAUCUGCGAACGGAUCAAAGAAGAGUCGAAGCGGGAAAAAUUAGAUUUGUUGCAGCAGGUAAAUGUUGGUUCCUCAAACAAAUUUAGUAGUGGAAAGAUCGAUGCAGCCGACAAGAAAUAUCGACAAACACGCCAGUUUUUGGACGAGCAGGCAAACGAGCGAGAAAUCGAACGGGACGAGGCUCAGAAGCGGAUCGAGUUGUUACAGGAGCAGCUCAAAGAACGCGACAGAGAUCGUACCACCUGUGAAAGAAUCACCACCGAGGAGACUAACAACAAAUGCAACAACUGUAGCUGCACUGAACUAAUCGUGGAACAACUCGAGGCUCAGAUCCAGGAACUGACGCGGGCCCAGGCAGAAGAGACGAGACGCGCGAAAGAGGCAGAAAGUGAACGCGACGAGGCGGUAGACAAGAUCAAGGUGCUGCGCGAAAUAAUCCGCGAGCUUGAGCUCCAAGUGGAAAACUACCAGACGGAGAGGGUGAACCAUUUAGCGGACAUCGACAAGCUGAAAUGUAUAGUCGGCGACCAGAACCAGUCUAUUGACGACCUCAAACAUCUCGAAUCAUUGGUCGGUUUUUCAGAUAUCCAGCAACUGAAGCGGCACCUCGACGACGUCGACGCCGAAUUGGAGCGUUUGAGACUGAGCGCUGAGUUGGCAGGCGGCGAGGGUGCCCAGAAACAAAUCAAAAAACAGCUGCACGAGCUUGAGGUCACGCUAGACACGAAAACGCGUGGCUUGGAAGGGCUCUAUUGUUCGAACAACAGUUUCAGCUCGCCGAGCGAGGACAUAUCGGCCAGGGAUGUGGUGAGGCCGCGCACCCCGAACGGCAUGGUCAUGGAUGAUUGUGAGGUGCCGCUCCAACAGCUCGCCAGGCUGAAGGAAAAGCUGGUGAGGCAUUCGCGGGCUGAAGAUGCGGCGGUUAAGAAGAUACACGAUCUAGAAAUGCAAUUGUUCAACGUGCGUGCGGAACUGGAGGAAGCACAGGGCGAGAGGGAUAUUCUGAAGCAGCAGGUGCAGGAACAUCUGGUGUUGAUUUCCGACUUGCAAAUCAGGCUGGAUGAACAACGUCUAAGAGCGGAGCACAACGAGAAACAAGUAAACACGUCCUUAGAAGUUAAGAUCUACGAUUUGCAAACGGAAAUUACUAAUUUGCAUGAAAUUAUACAGAAAAAGGAAAAGAAUAUCAACCAGCUGAAUAUGAAUUUGGAAGAAACGAAACGCCACCUUAAAAAACAGGAAAAAGAACUGAUGGACAAUAAGGAAGACGAAAUUAUAACGUCAAUGCAACGAGAAAUAGAGCGUUUGCGACAAGAAAAUAAUCAGAUGAAAAAGAAAAUGAACAAUGAUGCCCAAAUCUUACCAAAUCUCGUUGAGAACAUAAUCUCAGACAAAAACACCGACAUAGAAAAGCUCCAGGACAAAUUGGAAGACACGCAACGCAAACUGCAAGAAUACACAUCUUUGAGCUUAGACCUAAAAGAAUUGCAAACGUUGUCGCAUUUAAAAAAUUCCGGCAAUUCGCUAACGGAGGUUUUAACAUUGAUUGAUUUGUCCGAACCGGAACAAAUGCGGGCUUGUCAGAGCAGAGAAGACACGACUCCGAUGCGAUACAAUCGAACCAAAAAUGAAACGGUGUUCUUGAGUGCGGAGCCCGAAAUAUCCUGUAUUGAAAAAGUCGGCCCGCCUAACGUUAACUUCUCAGCUCAAGGUUUGAGACCUAAUUCAACGGAACUGUACAAAUCUUUAGAGAAAAGGGUGCAUUUUGAGGAUGACAGUAUCAAGCGGCUUAAUAUUGAAAUUGAGGCGCUCAAAAACGAAUUGGAGAUAAAAGAUGGCGUAAUAAAGGACUGCGAGGAUAAAAUUCAAAUAUUAGUGGACUUGGAGAAUAAAAUUGAGAUGCUACAAACUGCUCUUGAUACUACGGAAAAAGCGUUGAAAGGUGCUCAAGAAUCGUUUGAAAGGGAACAAAAGGAGAUUUUAGAUCGUGAGCAGAACAUUCGUGUCGAAUUGGCCGAGAAGAAGUUGCACUUGUCUGAAAAAGAAAAACAAAUUUCGCUCCUAGAAAAAGAUUCAGAAAGGAAGGACCAGAUGCUGCUGAAUUUGACGAGAGAGAAAAACGAUUUGGAAAAAGCCAUGGCUGAAUUGAAGAAUGAAAACUUUAAGAACGUUGAUAAAGUAAUCAAUGAGAAGAACGAAGAGAUUUAUAAGCUGCAACAAGAGGUAGAACAAUCGAGCAAUUCCGAAUUAAUAACAAACUUGCAAUGUGAAAUCGAUAAUUUGGUUAAAAAAUUAAGUGACAGUCAAAAAGAUACAACUAUCUUGCAAGACAGACUCAAAUAUUUAGAAGAACAACUUAAAGAAUCAUCCGAAACGAAUGCCAAACUUGAAAAAGAAUUACGCAACAAUAUCGCUAAGGUUGAAGAGUAUAAAUCCGAAUGCGAAUCGAAGUCGAAAAAACUGGAGCGCAACAAACAAUUAAUAAAAGAUUUAGAAGAUCGAAUUAAAGAUCAGGACACAAUGGUAAAGAAUUUAAGGCAACAGAAUCAAUUGCACGCGGACCAAAUUUUGGACAAAAACUGUGAAAUCGAAAUAUUAAACGAGGACAUAAAACGAUUCCAAAUGGAUUAUGAUGAAAUCAAACGCAUGGCUGUUUCUACAGAAGCACAGGAUCUGAGAAAAACCCUCGGGGAAAAAGAAUUGAUUGUUAACAACUUGAUGAAGAAAAUUGAAGAGUUGAAUCAAGAAGUAACACAUUUACAAGAUUUGGUUAAUAACAAGGAGAAAAUUAUUAGUAAAAUCACUGAAGAUCAUCGAAUUGUCAACACUAACCUGUUAACGAUACAGAAAAAGCUCAAACAACCGGGUGGUAUUAUGGAUUUACGUCAACGGCUACGCGAAGAACACAAACAAAAAACAGAACUGCUUCAAGAGAUUCAUACGCUGAAAGCCCAACUGAUGACAAGCGAAAUUACUCGCAAAAAUAACGUUAUGGUUAAUUCCGUUGACGAUCUAACAUCUCAAGUCAAAAAGGAAUUAGAUUUUGCAGCGGAAAUCGACACGAACAUAUUAACCGCUGUUUCCGACCAAAGUUUGAACUCAAUCUCUGAGAGCCAUGACAUCGAAACGUACAAACAAAAUUUACAACGAUUGAAAAUCAAGAACAACGAACUGAAACAAGCAAAAGACAGUCUAAUGGCAACCAUCCAGGAACUGGAGGUGAAAUGUGAUCAACUAAACGCAGAAAAACUGACCGCCGAAUCUAAACUAGAACAAUAUUAUCACAAUUUGCGACAAGUCCAGUUCGAAGACGCCAAACUGCUGGAACAGUUGAGGAUCAGACUGGACGCUGCAAUGGACAACGAGGAGAAAUUUGGCAAGAUAAUCGAGGAGGAAAAACAAAUCAGGUUAGGAUUGGAGGCGGAAUUGGAUAAUCUACGACUAAAACAAACUAAUUCGAAAACCGAAUCGACUGAGUACAAAAAUCUGCCGAAUUUCGAGGACAGGUUAAAGGAGGAAUUAAAACGUGAACGUGAGAAAAGUGAUAAAUUGAAGCAGAACAUUAGGCAGUCGGAGAAAUUGAGGAAGGAGUUAGAUAAUAAUUUCAAUUACGCUACACAAAUGUUGGAAUUAGAACAGGGGAGGAUUAAAGUGUUGGAGGAGAAGAAUAAGACUUAUUUGGAGAGUGUAACCGUAUUAAAGAACGAACUAAGGAGGGAGAAGAUGUUGAUGAGCGAAAAGGUUUGGCAAUUGGAGGAGUUGAAGAAAACUAUUAGUGAGUUACAGAGAGAAAGAGAGAAUUUGAUACAAGAAAAGAACAAUCUUGUUUUGGAGUCAGCACACAAUAGCAAGCUAAUAACUGAUCAGGUACCUGAAGUGGUUAUGAACAAAAUUAAAGAAAUCAACUGUCAACUAGAAAACAACAGAACUCUAGUUGACAUGAUUAAUACACUAAGAAUAGAAAAAAAUCAACUGGAAGUCGAAUUAGCCGAAAUCAAAUCAAAAAAUCCAAAUGCAACAGAAAACUUAAAUCUUCAAACAAAGUGCGAAUUAAUGUUUGCUAAAGUCUUAAGAUUGAUGAGUUACCGCAAGGCGUUAUUGUGGCAAAAAAGAUAUCUGAUGGAUAUAGUCAAAAACCACGAAACAAUAUGCAGGGUAGAACUGUUCGCCAGCUUAAGAAGCGGAAGAAAUACACAUCGUAACCGCAAGUUCAAAGCUGUUGUAGAUGUAGUGAUAGUUAUUUUGCGAAUGAAAUUCCUAGUGAGAAGAUGGAAUUCGGGCGUGCGGGCUGGAGGGAAAAUCAACGGCAGGAUGGCGGAACAAGUGCAUGUACAGGCCGUUUUCCAAGUUGGUCAACCCGUGUCCAGUCAAAGGUUCGCCAACAAUACGGCCUUUCGAUUGGACGAAGAAGCUGCAGGGUCAGUAAGGGUUGAGAGUCCUGUUAGCAUACCGUGGUCUGGUCGUACUCCUCCGCAAAAAGACAAACGCGUCAAAAUUGGGAACAAUCUUUUGGAUUUCAAUGAUUUUACGCCAUUGAGGGCGCCGCAGUUAUUGGCACAGUUUACUGAAAGAAUUGACACUAUUCAGGAAACUUUGGGCGUCGCUCUAAAUUCUAAUACCGAUUGAUUUGAUUUACCAUUAAGCCAAAAAUGAUAUAUUCCGAGGUUGCAUUUACGUAUCUAGUCGGUUCAGCUUGAGGGUAAUACUGUUAAUUAAGUUUAUACUGUAUAUAAUCACACGGUGUGCCUUUUGUAUUAAGAUUAAAGUGCCAUUCACAUAAAUUAGAGAUAUUUAUUUGUUUUUUAUAGGAUGUAAUGUUUUUUGUACUUAUUGUUACCGCACAUUAAAGUUUCUUUUCAUUAA